UAGGAGAUGAGCUCAUCAAGACCUCCAGCCCUCAGCGUGGUCUGAUUAGCAAAACCUGGGCGAGGAGGCUGCAGUUGGAGUCCUGGACGCUGAGCUGCGCCAUCAACUUCAUUAAUGACCAUUUCACAGCGGCACUACUGCUGCUCACAUUUCCAUACCGACUCCUCUGGUGAAGGACUUAAGUCUCCAGACAGAGCCAUCGCUUCAAAGCGCCACUAAGGUUGCUGAGUUUUUUUUUUCCCUUUGUAUUAUGGACGUGUUUAACAACGUAGCUCUCUGAUAGCAGCUCGUUUUGCGUCUUCCUUCUUCGUUGGACUGUGUACGGGCCUUUUAGGUGUGAGGAGGAUGUGUGAUGUGUCUGAAAGCCCUGGGUCGGAGUGCAGUGAGCUGGUCCGGUCCGUGUGCCCGCCAGCCCCGGGCCCUGAGGCCCUGCACCUCCAGGAGCCCAGCCUGCUUUUUAACAGGCCCUCAUCUUUCAGCAGCCUCAGCCCUCCUCAGGCCCAGACUUUCUUCCCCUUCGCGGCUGUAGGGGGUGACUUCAGACCCGGCGAGGUGCAGGCCGGGGACUUCUCCCAGCCCAAACCGUGGUACCCCUUCCCGGGGCAUGAUUACAUGGGGCAGGUGGCGGGGUCCCACCCUGCCAACCUCAGCCCCCCCAUCGCCGAGACCCGGGAGCAGAUCAGGAUGGCUGAAGUGAAGAUCGAGAAAGAGAUGAGGGGGGAGGAUUACGGGGAGGUCAAACUGCAGCAGCCCCAGUUCCCUACCCCGGGGGCCUCGGGCCUCUACUAUCCCACCCCGUGGCCCCCAUCCUUCUGGCCCGGGCUGCCGCACGUCUCGGCGCCCUGUGGCCCAGGCCAGGCUGUGCCGGCUGUCUCCGUGUCCUCCUCCACCCCGCCGUCCUCCACGUCCCCCUCGCUCUCUCCCUCUCCGCCCAGCAGCGCCUUCUACAGCGGGGCCUCGGCGCAGUUGGCGCCCGCCGCGCAUGCGCACACUGCCGGCAGAAGCAGCGGCUCUUCCAGUGGGGGCUGCAGUGACUCCGAAGAAGAGGAGAACUUGACCACAGAGGAGUUGGAGCAGUUUGCCAAAGAGCUGAAGCAUAAGCGCAUCACUCUUGGUUUCACUCAGGCAGAUGUGGGACUGGCACUGGGGAACCUCUACGGAAAAAUGUUCAGUCAGACGACUAUCUGCCGCUUUGAAGCUCUUCAGCUCAGUUUUAAGAACAUGUGCAAGCUAAAGCCGCUGUUACAGAGAUGGCUUAAUGAAGCAGAGACCUCAGAGAACCCCCAGGAUAUGUACAAGAUUGAGAGGGUGUUUGUCGACACAAGAAAGAGAAAGAGGCGAACUAGUUUAGAGGGUUCAGUCCGCACUGCUCUUGAGUCGUACUUUAUGAAGUGUCCCAAGCCCAACACACUGGAAAUCACGCACAUAUCUGAUGACCUUGGCUUGGAGAGAGAUGUGGUCCGUGUCUGGUUCUGUAACCGCAGACAGAAAGGCAAGCGUCUGGCUUUACCCUUGGAUGAUGAGACCAUAGAGGGUCAGUAUUAUGAACAAAGUCCAACACCACCUCCGCACAUGGGAGGCACACCCCUCUCUGGUCAGGGUUAUCUGGCACCCACUCACACUGGGGGAGUCCCUACUUUGUACAUGCCACCGAUUCACCGGCCCGAUGUCUUCAAACAGGCCCUGCACCCUGGGCUGGUGGGCCACCUUUCCAGCUAAGCUUCCCUGUUCUGACGACACCCUUGGGGGAGAAAUGGCUUGCUAAGGGAAGAGAACAGGACUUCAUUUGCUCCAAGCCAAGCUAUGGAUCAAACUAGCAUUUUUAUUUUUUCUCCCCCAUCUUUUUAAAAUGACUCUGCCUCUAAUGCCUGUUGCUUUCCAAACUGCAGUAUUGCAGAGCCUGCUUAAUUAGAAAUGAACAUGAUACAUCUGCUUGAGUUACUCAACAGAAGGUACUGGAAUCAAAAUGUAUCUGAUGAAAUGCAUUUGCACAAGUCAUGGAUUUGUUUCAAAACAUGACUUUUAGUUGGUUUUAA
Messenger RNA from Pygocentrus nattereri (red-bellied piranha), 2036 nucleotides. It is a transcript of the gene pou5f3, whose product is annotated as POU domain, class 5, transcription factor 3. Gene Ontology annotation, molecular function: RNA polymerase II cis-regulatory region sequence-specific DNA binding; DNA-binding transcription factor activity, RNA polymerase II-specific. Gene Ontology annotation, biological process: regulation of transcription by RNA polymerase II. The coding region runs from base 346 to 1719 and encodes 457 amino acids. Lineage: Eukaryota; Metazoa; Chordata; Actinopteri; Characiformes; Serrasalmidae. The record is from RefSeq and is a predicted model, not a curated record. The transcript is spliced from 5 exons.